Messenger RNA from Phascolarctos cinereus (koala), 2440 nucleotides. It is a transcript of the gene MSANTD1, whose product is annotated as Myb/SANT DNA binding domain containing 1. Lineage: Eukaryota; Metazoa; Chordata; Mammalia; Diprotodontia; Phascolarctidae. Gene Ontology annotation, biological process: positive regulation of DNA-templated transcription. Gene Ontology annotation, cellular component: nuclear body. The record is from RefSeq and is a predicted model, not a curated record.
GCUCGGUCUCUACAUCAUGUCCUUAGCCUCCAUACUUGUUUGUCCUAUUUCUUGUCCUGUGUUAGUACUCCAGAACCUGAAACACAUCAUUUUCACAUUCGUGGGUUUUUUCCAAGGGUGGGUUUUCAGAGGACUGGAUCAUUAGAGUUUAAUCUCCACCUCUUACCCCGCCACCCCCCCCCCCGGGAAACUUGCAUUCAUUUUGAAGAUGUUUGCUUUUUGUUGUUUUUUGUUAAUAAGAUAAAUGUGAAGAAAGAGCGCUUAGGAUUGUUUUAUUAAAAGGAAUACCAAUUUUGAAGCAGGUUUUAAGGCUCUAGUCUCUGAACACAUUUUCAAUGCUUAGGAUGUUUUUUUUUUUCUAAACUGAUGCUGCUUUUCAUUAUUUUUGUUGUCAGUGUGCCCCAUUCCACUCUCUUGGCCAAGAUGCCAAGAAAAGAGUAUUUGCUGGAAUUCCCACCCUAAACGCCAAAGUCGUACUUCUGGCAACCUUCCCCCUCAGACAAACCACAAUAGCCUUAAAGUAGUUCAGCUGCUCUAGUGAUGACAGGGUGACAUCACCCAGAGCCCCUGGAGUAGCCAACGGAGUGAGGCCAUGGCACUGCCCAGCACACAUUACACACGGAAAAAGUCAGAGCACCGAGAGGAAGCUCUGCAGAGGGAAGACAGGCCUUGGUCAAUCAGCCAUGGCCGCAGCAGAAAUCCCUAGUUAUGUUGUUUCUCCUCAGACUGAGAAACACAGGAGGGCCAGAAACUGGACGGAUGCAGAGAUGAGAGGCUUAAUGCUGGUCUGGGAAGAAUUUUUUGAUGAAUUGAAACAAACUAAGCGGAAUGCCAAAGUUUAUGAGAAAAUGGCUAAUAAACUCUUUGAAAUGACUGGGGAGCAUCGCCACGGAGAGGAGAUUAAAAUCAAAAUCACCAACAUGACAUUCCAGUACAGGAAAUUAAAAUGCAUGACUGAUAGCGAGUCUGUUCCACCCGACUGGCCUUAUUAUAUAACCAUUGAUAGAAUACUGUCCAAAGUCACUGAAUACAAUGACGUGAAACUGCAGGAGAGCCAGCAGCCCGGGCCUUCCACGUCCCAGACCGAGGCGUCCCUGUCACCGUCCGCUAAGUCUACCCCUCUGUACUUACCGUAUAACCAGUAUUCCUAUGAAGGAAGGGAAGAGUGCUACGAGGAUGACCAUUCAGAGAGCUCUUCCAGCUUACUCUCUUUUAAGUUAAGAUCAGAAGAAAGACCAGUCAAAAAAAGGAAAGUACAGAGCUGCCAUUUCCAAAAGAAAAAGCUCAAACUGAUGGAAUCAAUGUUGGAGGAGCAAAAGAAACUGAGUCGGGCAAUGGAAGAAACGUGCCGGGAGGUACGACGGAUUCUUGACCAACAGAACAUCAUCCAGGUGCAGAGCCUGCAGCUUCAGGAGCGCAUGAUGAACCUGCUGGAGAAGAUCAUCUCCAAGUCCAACGUCUAGUUGGCAGUCUCACCAAAUUCCACUGCCAGGCCAGUCCUAUCACGCAAAGGCCCUCUGUCCACACCCACAUUGCAUUGCCUCUUUAUAGGAUUCGAUAGAACAUCUCAGAAAGAAGGGAAAAGAAAAAGCCAAACCAGCGCAAGAAAUACAACUGUGGUUGAAAAGGAGAACGUCAUCAUUCACCGCAGCCUGCGCCGGCCCCACACUCUAAAAGAGGUUGUAUAGCUCUGUCUCAUCACCAGGUUCACCAUGGAUGAUGAAUUUUCAGCUAUAGCUGCUCUUGAAGACUAUCUACUUAAUUAAACUGUGGAGGAGACUCAUACCACCGAACUCAUAGACGAUUGAAGUACUGAAGCAUAACAUUCCACCUAAGGUUAAUUGUCUUAAUUAUUUUUGUAUUUUCAAAGGCCAAGGGACAUCUAGCUUGUAGGAACUGAAUUUUUACUGUGCUAUUUCUGGGUCAUUCAGAGACUGGAAGCUUGGGCAAAUUUGUCAUGGAUCAGACUAUUCUUUCAUGGGACCUGACGUGAGAGGUCACCUUUGGGAAUGGGGCAUAAAGUUUCUUACUGUUUCUGACUUUGUCCCAAGGAAUGCCCUAUCCUCAACCCCCACAUUAGGACAUCCCACUGUAGGUCAAACAAUACACUUGAUUUGAAACUCACUGUCUGAUGGGCCUUAAUAUUGACUAUGAAAAUACAUGUUCAUGCCGAAACGAAUUAGCAUUAAAAAGUAUCAAACUCACAUAUAUGUAUGUGCACAUAUAUACAUAUAUAGUAAUUGUUCAAAAUACUUGAAGUUUCUUUUGAUAAUAAAUGUAUAAUUUUUUCAUUAUUAAAUGGAAUAAUGGUUCACUUUGAAAAAUAAGCAAUGAAUUGGGCUGUCCUGAAACUUCUUUUUAAAGAUGUAUAUAAGUCAAAGGGCAAAAAAAUCCAAUGUCAUCUUCUAAAGGAGAAACAGCAGGCAUCUCCCCAAUUAUU